Molecule: messenger RNA, 414 nt
Organism: Glycine soja
Lineage: Eukaryota; Viridiplantae; Streptophyta; Magnoliopsida; Fabales; Fabaceae
Product: probable pathogenesis-related protein ARB_02861
Exons: 2
Coding region: 1-414 (137 amino acids)
Source: RefSeq, a predicted model, not a curated record
AUGGAGAUGCAAAAAGUGCCUGAAACCAAGCAACAACAGAAGAAGCUCAAAUCUAAAGAGUUUUUCAACAAUCUUCAUGCAUAUCUUGGACUUCAGGUCGAUGUUGUUGAACCUCCACUGGUUAAAGUCACUUCACAACCUCAACCCAUCGUUGAAGAUGAAUUAGCCAUGGUCAGCACUUCCAUUACUCCUCGUGAGAUAACUCCAUUGACCACCUUUGCUCCAACGAGUGUGUCUAAGGAGAGAAUUCAAGAUUUGCUACCUCUGUCCAUCCAGCCACUUCCGCCGCCACCAACCUCUAUUCCUGCACUUGUAACCACUGUGAAUCUUGUGCCUGUGCCUCCACCUCCAUCUUCACCACCAAAGUCACCACCAACUAUCCCUCAACCUUUGUCCACUAAAGGUUGGCCAUGA